Somion occarium is the source of this 3607-nucleotide messenger RNA. Lineage: Eukaryota; Fungi; Basidiomycota; Agaricomycetes; Polyporales; Cerrenaceae. The record is from the annotation of a GenBank genome assembly.
AUCGUUCUGUUCGCUGGCUUUUGCUUCUUGUCUUGAUACCCACUGCUGCGGCUGGUAUACUCGCAGUACUUUCCUUAUCUAUAGUACUGCUUUAUUCUAAUGGCCGACGUCGAGGAGCAGCAUCCAGUCGCUGGUGUCGAGGAACACGACUCUAUUCCAGAAGAACCUGAAACCACACUCUCUGACUCACAUCUCGAGCCUGAACAACACGAGGCGUCAGAUGAAAUAGAGGCCACACCUGUGGAUGUAGCUGCCGAUAACGAGGUGCAUGUCCCAGCUGCAGAUAGUGAGCCAGCUGAGGCUGGCGUGCCAGGUGCUGCUGAGAUCGUGGAUGCAGCACCUUCAGCGGCGCCAGAACCAGAGGCGAAGCAGGCUGUACCGGCUUCUCCCUCAAAGCUGAAGGCGAAGACCUCCAUAUCUACCAAACCGCCAGGCAAGGCAGUUGCCGGUACGACGGUUAAGAAAGUCCUGAGCUCUGGCACGUUUGGAUCCGGUGCACCGAAAACUACACCUGCAACGACGAAAGUCGCAGCUUCCUCAUCUACUGCUACCAAACCCGUCUCUGCGACAUCAGCCCUCAGGAAAACGUCUAGUGCUGCCCCUACUUCGGCUGCUCGAUCCACUAUGCCGCCUAGUAGGCAAACAUCUACUGGUGUGUCAGGCUCUGUUCCGACUGCUUCACGGAGGGCGUCGCUUGCCCCGAAGGCGCCGACGCCUGCUGCGCCAACGAGGACUGCGACUACGGCCGCAAGACAGAAUUCCGUUGUCUCGCCGCCGACGCGUCCCGAUUCUGCGGCCUCAUUGAAGUCCUCGUCAUCCGCUCGUCCCCGUGCCUCCGUCAGUGAAGGUGUGAAGCGUGCCCCACCUCCUCCAAGGGCAAGUCUCGCAAAUGCGACGACUAACAGAGCUGCUAGCGCAUCGUCCGCCAAGCCUCCUACUAGGGCUACGGGUUCCAUCACAUCGAUCAAGGAAGUUAGAGAUGAUAGUAAAGUCGUAACGGAACUUCAAAACAAGUUAACGGAGGCUACCUCUUCAUUGGCUUCCAAGACUGAUGCCGCUGAGGCAUUAGAAGCCGAGGUGGACACGCUGAAAGCUUCGUUGGAGUCAUUGCGGGCAGAAGUCGAGGCUAAGCAGUCUGCAACACAGGAACUAGAGACGGCCAAGGCGUCUGCAGAAUCCCAGCUAGCAGAAUUGCAACAGAAGCUUCAGGCUCUGCUGGCCGAACGCGACAGCGAUGAUUCCGUCUUGAAGGACAUUCGAGAGGAGCUGGAAGCUGCGAAAUCCGCCAAUGCGUCUCAGACAGAGCUGAUUGAGAGCUUGCGGAGUCAAAUUUCGACCUUGGAAUCUGAAGUGCAGGCAGCGAAGGACAACCUCGAUGUUCUUCGAGCUUCUUCAGAAGCUUCCUCUACUGCCGUGGCUGCAGCUGCGGUCGAGCACGAUGCACUUCUGAAGGCUCAAGCCGACCUCCAAGCUAUACGGGCUGAGGUUGAGCGAGUAAACCUUGAGCAUAGCAAAACGCUUGCUGAGGCUGAAGAGAAGAUAAAGGCCUUAGAAAGCCAAGCCACGCAGGCUGCCGCAUUCGAGGCUCAAGUCGCUCAGCUCAAGGCGGAGAAUGAAGAGAAAGCAACAAAGGUUUCUGAGCUUGAGAUCGAGGUCCUGGAGAUGAAGGAAGAGCAAGAAGCUAUGGAGGACGGGCGAUCCAAGACCCUUUCGCGAAUCCAAUCCUUAGAGGAAGAGCUCGCGAAAGCGCAAGCGGCCGUUCUGGAAGCAACGGAGGCUGCUAAGGCGAAGGAGGUGGAGCUCUCCGCUGCCGCUGAGGCAACCGCUCAGUCUCAUACCCAGGAGGUCGAGCAUCUUCAACAACAACUCGCUUCCUUGACGCAGCAGUUGCAAGAAGCCCGCAUAGCUCAUGAUUCGGUUCUGGCUUCUUUGAAAUCGAUGGAAACACAAUUGGAGACUCAAGCUGAUGAGCAUCGUCAUCAAUUACAAGAGCUCGAGCAGCGCCACCAAUCCAAACAGGAUGAGCUUUCGGAAGAAAUCAAGCGCAUUACUACGGAGCUCGAAAGUCAAGAGUCAAAGUACAAUGCUAAGGUAGAUGAGGUCAAAGCUCAGCAUGAAGAACUUCUGAAGGAGGCUUUCGAGCGUGCAAAGGGUGAAGCUGGUUCCAUACACAGCCAGGAUCUUCAAGCUCUUCGAGCGGAAUCGCAGGCUACUAUGGAGCAGCUUCGUAAUGCACAUCAAACGACCAUUGAGAAUCUGAAGGCCGAGCAUGAGAGUACUCUACGCUCCCAGGUCGCGUCUUUGGAGAAGCAGUUCGCCAAUCAGAAGCUCGAACUUAAGGCUACUCAGGAUGAUCUUGCGAAGUCGAAAGCUGCGCAUAACAGUGUAGCCCAGGAGUUGCAGUCGGCCAAAGCGCAAUUGGAUUCAGCUCGCCAGCUUGUCGAGUCGAUGGACAAGGGUGACAAGGAUGAAACGAUCGCUCAGCUUUCUAAAGACCUUUCGAACCUUCGUGAGGACCAUGCCGCCCUCGAGGACAUGUUCACUGCUACGAAAGAGUCUCUCCGAGAGAUCACUAAUAACCACGCAACUGAACUCCAGGAAGCUGCCAAAGGUCGUGCAGAAGAAGUCACUAAGAUCCGCGCUGCGCACGAAGCCGAGACCGCCGCCCUCAAGAACGAGAAGGCUGAGCUCGCAACUCGUUUAUCUGAUCUCGAAGGCGAACUCGCCACUGUCAAGGCGUCCAUCACAACCGAUCCAUUACAAUCCCCGAAGGGAAAUGGAACAGCACACGCACGCACGUCCAGUGUUACCAAGGAGGAGUUGCAGAAGCUACACGAGGCGCACAAUCUUAAACUCUAUGAUCUUCAAGCUGAGCACGAACAUGCGAUGCGUGCUAUGCGAGAGGAGGUGGAAACUGUACUCGGCCAAGCUGAGAAGCUCAAUCAGGAGCUCGCGCGGAAGACUAUGGAGAUUCAGUACCUCGAGCAAGAUCAAGACGAGAGUCAAGACCAGAUUACACGUUUAUCACUCUCCUUAUCAUCGCAUCCGGACUAUUUUGCAUUAUGGACCUUACAUUAUUUACUCGUCUGUCGUUCCUUUACUUAAUAUGUGUUUGCUUGCAGACUGAAGGAAGACCUGGAACAUCUCACCGAACAACUCAAGGUCAAAGAACAAGCAAAGUAAUCAAGAAUAUCCAAGACCUCUCGCCGUGUCGUUGCCUCAUGGAUUCCGCACUGUUACCUGCUGGCUUUCAUAUCUCCCAGACCACCCACACGCUGGACAGUCCGAUACCAGAAAUUAUCUGUUGUUGUCUUUCAUCGACCAUGCAUCCCGUUCCCUUAUUAACGUAUUGCAGCUAAUCCCAAUUGCUUUCAGAUUUUACUCGCUUUCAUUACUGUUGUUUCGUACUACACUUAUCAUUCUAUCUCCCAUAUGUUACCCACGCUGCUAUACCCUGUCUACCGCCUCCUUGUGUAAUACAGCAGUCUUUGAAUCGAGUUUGCUGACAAGUUAUUACGAGGGAGCCGCUACCGUACAGAAACAUGAAGGAUACCACGACAAUCGAGAGCAGAAAGAUGGCUGCAUAGAAAUGAUUGCAAUUCUUCUG